Messenger RNA from Aspergillus ruber CBS 135680, 960 nucleotides. Its product is annotated as MBL fold metallo-hydrolase. Lineage: Eukaryota; Fungi; Ascomycota; Eurotiomycetes; Eurotiales; Aspergillaceae. The record is from RefSeq and is a predicted model, not a curated record. The transcript has a single exon. Bases 1 to 960 code for a protein of 319 amino acids.
AUGGACAGACCAAAUACUGUUACAGUCCACGCCCUCGCUGCUGGCAGUCUAACUCUCCCCGAGAAAUUCUUCAUCGACCCAGUGGACAAUGAUUCAGAGUCCAGAAAGACAGUGCCAUCACUUUCUUUCUUGAUCCAGCAUAAAUGCCAAUUCUCCGGAAAAGUCACUCGCCUGGUGUUUGACCUGGGAAUCCGCCGGGACCCUGAUCUCUACGUCGACCGUGUCCGGAAACAUCUCGCAACCAGACAGCCCGUAUCGGGAUUUCCUGAUGUGAUCCAUUCCCUUUCUCUUGGGAGCCUGACAAACGCAGACAUUGACUACGUUAUUCUGUCGCACGUUCAUUGGGAUCAUAUUGGCAUGCCCUGGGACUUUUCUGAGUCGCAAUUCAUCGUUGGCAAUGGGUCAUUGGAUCUUCUGUCAGGAAACAGCAGCAUGUCAAACGGUAGCCAUAGUAACUUCGAAAGUGGAUUACUGCCACACGAACGAACGAUAGAGCUCUGUGGCCCGGGAAGGAAUGAUAGCAACCAGUCAAACAAAGUCCACGACCGAGGCUUACAAGAACGAACGUGGGAACCCCUGAACGAGCUACCCCAUACUAUCGACAUAUUCUCCGAUGGAAGUGUAUUCAUCGUCAAUGCACCCGGUCAUCUUCCCGGACACAUCAAUUUACUAUGCCGUGUCAGCGCAUAUCGAUAUGUCUAUCUUGCCGGCGAUGCAUGUCAUGAUCGGCGGAUAUUGGCUGGAGAGAAGAACAUUGCAGAAUGGACGGAUCCUCAUGACACUGAUCGGAUUUGUUGUAUCCAUGCGGAUCGUGCGCAGGCGCUUGAGACACUGCGGAGGAUAGGCCGUUUGGAACGGGGCGAGACCUCCCUGGGUGAAGUGGAAGUUGUUUUGGCUCACGAUGCUGAAUGGGCUGAAGAUGCUAGGCGAAGAGGGAGAUAUCUACCUGGUACUCUAUAG